GCCACAAAGAUAAAGGAUGAUGAGGACCACGGUUCUAGUUUUAGCGUUCUGUAACAAUGUAGCCCGGACAGCCACACAAGGAUCAUUAACAUCCCCAACAACACUCCGAGGAACAACUACCCCUACCAACGAGACUUUUCGGGAGUCUGACGUGAAAUUUCCCUACGGUACCUAUGGCCGGGUGAGGAUAGAGAACACAGAAAUUUGUUCUGAUGCUUCACUCGACAGGACUGUCGGAGAGGCACUGUGUCGAUCUAAAGGUUUAAGCGUGGGCGUCCUUGGGAGAGAUAGAUUAUAUACAGAUAAUUACAACACUUCAGACGUUACCUGUUCCGCGGCAGACAUUACUCACUGUACAGUGACAAAACACACCGCCUACUGCUCUCAAGUUGUGUACCUGUACUGUGAUGACACAUAUAAACCUUCUGUGCAUUCUUCCCGUCCGCCGACGACUAAAACUGCGAGUCACAUUACACAUCCGACCAUUUUUGGAACAACACGGAGAGUGGUGAGGAUUUAUGUAACGUUUGACUUCGUUCUUGGAGGGCGGGUGCGGUCAUGGGGCGAGCAGAUCUGUUACGACACAUUCACUGCAACUGCUGGCAAGGCAUUGUGCUCGUCCAAAGGCUUUAUAUACACCUACCAUGAAAGGACACUUGUCGACAACUCUGAGCAGAUCGCAGAUAUGUUUUGUUCUACACAAGAUGUGGAUUCCUGUUUCCUGCGAGCACCCAAGACCUAUUGUCGAUAUGCUGUUUACAUUCACUGCUCCACACACACCACACGCACAGCUACAACUAAAACCGCGUCAGGACCUGGAGUGAUGGGAGUGACUGUUUCAUCGGAUAAAUCUCCUCAUGGACCAGUCACCAAUACUCUGCGCCCAGUUACAAAGUUAACUACUGUGGCAUCAACAAGAAAAUUAGUGAAGUUUCUUGUAAGAUUUGACUUUGUACGAGCCGGUAGGGUGAGAGCCUGGGGAAAUCAGAUUUGUUACGAUACAUUCACAUCAACUGCUGGCAAGGCAUUGUGUACUUCUAAAGGCUUUAUAUACGCCUCCUACGACAGAGCACUUGUUGACAACAACUUGCCGUACGUGGACAUGUUUUGUUCAUCACCUGACCUGACAUCUUGUUACAUCCAAGCAUCCAAGACCUACUGUGUUAAAGUUGUGUACAUCCACUGCUCCACACACACGACGAUCAUACCACCAACGACGCCUAGCAUAACGACCAUGACCAUUCCAGGUGGAGUCACGAUUGGUUUUCGGGACAGUUUUUUUCCUUUUCCGUACGGGGGACACAUAAAGAUUAAUGGAGAGGAAAUAUGCUUCGAUACUUUCACGAACGACGCUGGGGAGGCUUUGUGCCAGGCGAAGGGGUUGUCAUACGACACAUACACCAGGGGUUUUGCUUUCGAUCGAUAUCGAACAGAACGUAUCUACUGUUCAUCAAACGUGCUGUCAUCAUGUGUUCUUUCCUCGUACAUCUGUAUCGAAGUAGUUAAUCUUCAUUGCAAGGGUCCAGUACAGACAGCACAAAAAAUUACCUGUCGCAACAAUCCGUGUCAGAAUGGUGGUACGUGUCAUCAGAAUAGUCCCUACGAGGCCUACCGAUGUACGUGUUUGAAUGGGUAUACCGGAAACUCGUGUGAAAACCCCACUGGCAUUAUUCCAGAAACCAUUGCGUCUGUAGACUGUCUGUAUGAUACGUGGAACAUUUCUGUCUAUCUUCCACCUUUACGUAAUAAAUAUCCGAAUCUUAGCAUCAGCGAUAUAUAUCUCGGCAGUGAUAAUGAAAACUGUACAGGACAUGUUGAUGGAAGUUAUCUGUUCUUCAGACAAAAUUACGCAGGAUGUCAAACAACGGAAAAGAAUGCGACAAAUGGAAUUGAAUUCCACAACGUGUUGGUCUACGCUGUCCACGAUUCAUUCUACCAUUUCAUUGUCCGUGAAUACCGAUUCCGAAUGAAUGUCAGCUGUACAGUGGGUUUUCCGAACGGCCCCCUUCCCACAAUUCCUAGUGACUAUCCUGUUCUUCUAAAGUUUUAUUCGGAUUCUUCAUUCUUACAAACGAAGACUCUAAACAGUUCUAAGGUUGGAGACAAAGUUUAUGUGCGAGCCUAUACUGAUAUAAGUGACAGUCAUCUGAAAAUGAAGUUAUCGGAUUGCUACACUACACCCUCUUCCUUCUCCGAUCCACAGAUGGUAUAUUUCAUCAUUCGGAAUGGGUGUGUGAUUGAUCCAAAUGCUGCUCUUCUGUCUACACACGUCCAUGAAAGCCUUUUUUACUUCCAGUAUUUCGAAUAUGCAAUGAAUCAAGCGUCUAUCAAUUUGCGAUGUAAUGCCACAAUCUGCCAUACGGACGAUCUAUCUCCUGCCUGUCAGACCACGUGUCAUAAUCACGUGAUGAAAAGGGAUGUAGAUAAUUUCUUCGAUGGUCUUUACGAUGAACAGAGUAAGGAAGAGAAAGAAAAUCAUCAGAACAGGUUCAAACCCACUCAUCAGACAGAUAAAGGAACUGUGCUUUUCAUUGCAUUGGGAGUUACUAUUCUAACCAUGGGUAUUUUCCUUGUGUACGCAAAAACAAAACGUCAGCACGACAAACAAAUAAUCGAUGUGUGUCAUUUGCAAGUACAUAUAUAAUGCGAACCGUUUUCAUACACUAGGAAUUUGCGUGUGUGGUUUAAAUCUUACAUAGCCUGCAUGUACCGGUAUGUUAAACAUGUGGCUGCAAUGUUAUCAUCAGUAAUAAAACUUGUUUUAGGUGAC
Messenger RNA from Ostrea edulis (European flat oyster), 2770 nucleotides. RefSeq lists its product as uncharacterized. The coding region runs from base 17 to 2644 and encodes 875 amino acids. Lineage: Eukaryota; Metazoa; Mollusca; Bivalvia; Ostreida; Ostreidae. The transcript has 23 exons. The record is from RefSeq and is a predicted model, not a curated record.